Messenger RNA from Momordica charantia (bitter melon), 1759 nucleotides. The record is from RefSeq and is a predicted model, not a curated record. NCBI's taxonomy places the organism in Eukaryota, Viridiplantae, Streptophyta, Magnoliopsida, Cucurbitales, Cucurbitaceae.
UCGGGGAUCGAGAUAGGGCGUUGGGUAGGCACGCUGAUUUAUGGGUUCCAUGGAUAAGCGUGGAAAGUGGGAAUGUUACAGAGGAGGAUCUGGUGCCCAAGAGAUGGAGGACGAGUAGAAGCGAGGAGGGUUUGGAUGAAGACGAUGGUUUUUCAGUUUCUCGUUUUUAUGGAGACAUUGAAGCUGGUAGCGAUUUGGAAAGUGUAGUGGAAGAGCUUGCUUCCUCAAGUACAGGGUUCAAUGGCUUUAGAAUUUCUGCAUUUUCUGAAGGGGAAGAUGAGGCAGAAGAAGAUGAAUGGGCUGAAGAGGAUGUGGCACCUGACUAUCUGCUAGAGAUGAGUGACGAGGAAGAUGGGUAUUUCUGAUAUGUCCGCAUGAUGCUCAUACAUUUGUAUACUGGACAACUUUACUAAAAUUCAUUCAUUGUGGAGGAUGUUUCUGUAAUGAAUGAAGUGGACGAUGUCUUGAUUGCUCGCCUAAGGCAUGUGUGACAUUGACAUUUCCAAAGGUGUAUCUGUUCAUUAUCCGACACCAAUAUCAGGUCUGGCUACUGGGCUUGCACAUUUGAAGGUUCAGAUUUUCCAUUCAUUUACCAUUUUUCCAGUAUGUGUCUUAUGUAAAUCAAUGGACAUGCUCUCUUUGUCCAUGAUGAUUUGAUAUUUGAUAUAAAAGUCAUAUGCUCCCUAUUGAACUGGGGCCACUCCCAUAUCUUACAAAUUUAGCUUCCUAUUGAAGACUUGGUUUUUUAUUUGGCAUUUGCGGUGCGGUACUUUCACAUUGGACCUAAUCGGCUUUUUGACUGGAAGAGUUGCUCUUUCAAUUUCUCAAGACUUGAUAAGGAUUAAGGCAGAUACAGAUGUAUUAAGUAAGGCAGCAGUCGCCAUUUGACAUGAAAAAGAAAGGAUCCUUUUGUGGUGAAACCCUUUGGAUGCAUUGAUUGAUCUUUGCUGGUUGGGCAGUGCAUUUGUCAAACAUUGGCAUCCACAUAUUUGGCAUUUACAAUGGAAACAGAAGAGAACAGCACAGAACCAUUGCUUAUAGCACAAGAAUUGUUUAGUUAUGUUAAUGAAGUGAAGAAAUCCAAGCACUACCUCCCAAUAUUUGUCAUUGAGCCAACGAGAGACACGAGAGUGAAUCUGGGAGAGCAAAUUGAUUUGUCCACACUCUUGAGAAGAAGAAUAGGAAUUGGAAUAGUAUCUGGCAUGUGGGUUGUGUAUUUGGUUUGGAAUAUGAGGAGGAGUUGGGACUGGGAGCAGUGAUAGUUAUCCUAAGAGCACUAAAAAUUCAAAGGGAGAUUGAGAGAAGAAAAGAAGAGGGUAUGGUGUGGUGGGUCCAAAAAGACUGCCUUCUGGGGAGGGUGUGGAGUGGAUUGGAUGAGGAGUGGAAAGUGGGUGUCGGCAUCAAGGAUGGGAAUAGAGAAGGCAAACAAAGUCUUACAUUGAUUAGGAAAUAGAGUGAUUCAUGAUACAUAGACGAAAACAAUUAUCUCUACUAGUAUGAGGUCUUUUGGGUGAAGAUUCUACUUAAAGUGCAAUAUCAUAUUAUUGUGGAGAUAUUUCGAAAUACGAGGGUCCCAUUGUCCGGAAGGUGAGUUAUACGAGUGAGUGAGGGUGUGUUCCAAGUUGUAAUAUUGGAAGGAUUUGGUUGGAAGUCAGCGUCAUCCAUGUCAGGUAAAGCAGGCCUAAUUGCCCUCCUGCUCCAUCUUUCUGGUUCCGGUGCCGUCGCAUCUCUCCCAUUAUUUUACUCCUUUUUCCCAUUA